Penicillium olsonii is the source of this 4803-nucleotide messenger RNA. Lineage: Eukaryota; Fungi; Ascomycota; Eurotiomycetes; Eurotiales; Aspergillaceae. The record is from the annotation of a GenBank genome assembly.
AUGGCACCGCCGCCAGUUGCGCAACCGCGCUUCGAGCCUUGCGCCUCGACGGCCUCGUUAUUUCUAUGCGCUCAGGGAUCGACAAUUCUAUGUCUACAUCACGAUACACUAGCAAUUGAGCGGCGGUUUCAAAGCCACCAGGAGAACGUUGAAUUCAUUUCUGUGGACAAUGUCAGCGAGCGAGGUGCCGGGAGAUUGGUCGUGAGCUACGAUGUCGGGCAGACCGCAAUUGUCUGGGAUAUAUUUACGGGAACGGAGAUUGCACGAUUUGCCUCCUUCGAGCACCUGCGGGUCGCUUCAUGGAUGCACAAUGGAAAUGUCGCAUUUGGUAAUGGCAAAGGCGAGGUGAUACUAUUUGAACCGUCAACACAGGAGCAUAUUUCUGGGCGCACGAUUUUUGAUCCGAUCACAGCCCUGGCUCCCGCAGCCGACUGUCGAACUUAUGCGAUUGGGUAUCAGAAUGGAUCUAUAUUGAUCGCAACUCUGCUGCCGCAAUUUACCAUUCUGCACACGUUGACGACAUCCCGUGGACCUUCGCCUAUUAUCUCUCUGGCAUGGCAUGCAUCUUCCUCGAAGCAAAAAUCGGAUAUGUUGGCAACACAAUCUUCGAAUGGAGACUUGCGGGUAUGGAGUGUCGCCAAACCACCUGGCAAGGAAUCCCCACGGGUGAUCAGAGUGCUAAAAAGAUCGGAUUCGAGCUCUUCGGACCCUAAGUGGAUGGGAUGGUCCAAGAAUGGCAGACUGGUGCAAUAUCUGGAAGGGGAAACCUGGUCGUGGGAUGUUCGAACAAAACACGUUACCUACGAUCCAAUCCCGACAAUAGAUGGGGUUCGAGGUAUCGCCAACUACGGCCCAACGGCGACUUUGUUCACAAUCGGCCCUCAAAACACAGUACAGCAAUAUGACUUGGAGAAUCCAGCCCUCGUCGCAAAUGUCCAGCAUCACCCAAUCAUGCCCCGACCAAGUACCGCAGAGGGCAGCCGGUCCCAAAUGUCUCUCCGACGCCUGCAAGAUCCACCAGAUAUCCGAGAAUCAAGCAACGGCAAACGCACGCCAUUCGACUCCAAUGCCAUUGAGAAUAUCCGACAACGGGCAGACCUGACCAGUCCUGCUUCAUCGCGAAGUCGAACGGAGUCGGUCAGCUCGAAGGCUUCGUCGGGCAAGUAUAACACUCGGCCUUUCUCGCCGCCGAGUCGCUCAGGCCAAAGCGCAACUACGUUCUCUUUGACAUCAGGGGGCCAUGAUACACCCCAGGCCUCUGCUUCCUUUGCAUACCCUUCUUCUGUUUCAAUGUCAUCGGUCAGGAGCUCGAGAGCUGCAUCGAGGCUGCGAAACGAGGUUCAUGUCAGUCCAGCCGAAAAGAAUAUUGUAGAUCUCUUCCCUUUUACUCGUGCGCGCUUGAACGACGUUCCAUAUAAGCAGCAGCCCCCCAUGGACGAGUCACAUCUGACCUCCGACGAUCUACGGCAGCAGAUGAUGAGUGUGGUGUUUGGCUGGGACGGAGAUAUUCAGGAUCUGAUCAUAGAUGAAUUGAGCCGCCAUGCAGUGGGCAGUCAAAGCGCAAUCCUACUGGCUCAGUGGCUCGGCGAGACCGAUUCAAACGAAAUGGCCUCCAUGAUCGGCCCCGGGCAAAUAACUACUUCUGACUGGAUGCUUCUUGCGUUGAGUCAAAUGAGUGGCCAGGCACAGGCGAACAAAGUCGGCCAGGCAUUCGUACAGAAGUUAUUGGAGAUUGGAGACAUACACACCGCUGCUGCUAUUCUGCUCGGUCUUGGGGACAGCAACGAUGCGGUUGAGGUUUACGUUUCUCGACACCACUAUAUGGAAGCUAUCCUAAUGACGUGUCUGUUAUUCCCUUCCGACUGGCAACGACAGUCGUAUCUUGUUCGACGAUGGGGAGAGCAUGUCGUCACCCAUUCUCAACAGCAGCAGCUUGCAAUUCGCUGUUUCAUGUGUACUGGCGCAGAGCCCUCGGAGCCAUGGGCUUCGCCAUCCGCUCAGCAAGCUGCAUCUGCGUCCUUUGCCGAAAUGCUUGGAGAGAAGUUCCCUCCUGUCUCCCCUGAGAUUUCCCAGACAAAUGGCUCAAGUCUGAUGCCUCCACCCAUUCGACCGAGGUCGUCUAACCAAAAGGCCACAGCCAAGACGCCAGCUCUGAAGCUGAUCACUUCUUUCGACGCCCAAUCUAAUGGGCGUUUCCGCUUCCCGGGAUUGAAAUCUGACGACCGCACACCUACGAACGCACCGGGAAUCACACCAAUUGCGGAAUCUGCAGUUCCCGACUCGGCGAUGUCUCCAGGUGGCUUUGGGUCCUAUAAAUUGAAUAACAUCCAGAGUUUGAACCAGGCGAUGUCCAGGACUAAUACCCCGUCUUUCAAUCGCCGUCGUCUGCCCUCAAUAGGAGAAACACCAGUGGACUCGCAACCUCCCACAUUCUUGCGAUCGAAUGGAUCAUACAGCCAACACGAAUAUAGCUCCACCUCAGAGAAUGAGAUGAGUGGACAAGAUCAGAGUCAAGAUGAGAAAGAAAGCGACAGCGGUCUUUUGACUUUGCCGUCGGCGAAAUACACACCCAGCAUAGACUCACUCAGACCCAGUCCUCAAACAGCGUUACAGGGAACAGACAAAUUUGCAUCCAUCAAAGGUCUUCCAUCGCCGGCUGCAGGCGUCUUCGAGGCUCUCACGAAUGACGAUCACCGAAACGGAUCCCGCGAUCGAAAGCCAGAUGGGCUUCAGAUCGAAUUGUUGGAAAGUGAAAGAAGCCACCAAGACCGCUCAGAUCUGAUUCCCAGCGCCAAAAGUACCACUUCGACUAUCAACAGCUACGCCUCUGCAAGAAGUCCAAGUGUUAGUGGGCGUAGCAUUGAUCAGUAUAUCAGCAGCUUAGACGAAGCGAACUACCAUGCACGCAAGUUCCGGCCUCACACGCCUGGGCGUGGACGACGCAACCCCGACGACACAGCUAGCCAGAGUUCACGCAUACAACAGACGAGAGAUGCCUCCAGAGAUACUCGAGGUAGGAAUGAUCGUCGUUACAUUCAGCCUGCGAAGCGUUCGCCUUCCUCGCCAGUCCCCAUGUCCCCCGAAGAGUUGGCCCGAUAUGGUACGGCAGAGCUGCAGGCGUCAAUCGAGCCGCGUAAAUCCAAGUCUCGGACUCGAAGUUCCAGCAAGAUGAGAAGGCCAGCCUCGCGGAGUCGUCAGCGCUCUUCUAGUCGACACACAGCGAGCCGUGUCGCCAUGGACAAGAAGGAGGCCUCGCUUCGAGGCCGCAGCAAUGACAGACAGGCAUCGAGUACUCGGUCACCUUCGUCGCCUCUUCCUAUGUCGUUCCCUACAGAGGAGCCAUCCCAGGAUGCAAACAAUCCCUUGAGACUGGUGGAGGGUAACCAGAAGAGGCUGCGAUCCCGUCACCGAAGCGCCAGCCGACGUCGGGCAGAGAGGGGCACAAGUGCAAAGAGAGAGGCCUCUCCAGAAUCCAGACACAAAACAUCACAAAGCCUUUCGGUGAUUCAGCCUGGCCCUUCGGCCAACUCUUGGGCAGAGCAAUCUGAGCCGGAACAAUUGACUAGCAAGGUCUUUGGCCAAGAAGCCAGCUUUGAUUCGUUUACCAAUGGUCCGCCCAGCUCGACUACCAAUGACUUCCAAGAUAUCGUCUCUCCCACAACCCCAUUCAUCACUCUUGCAGAGAAGCGCCGAAGAGACAUUGCCGCUGCAGAAUUAGAGGCGAGAAGGUUGUCUCUCGCCCGUAACCCCUCAGCACCGAAUAUUCCUUUCCCUGGCGAAGCUCAAGGCAUGAGAAGCCCUAUUGAAAGCCCUCCGCCAUUCUCCAGUGGAAGCUCCUACUUCCCAAGGGCUCCGUCACGCAACAAAGGCUCCCAGAGCAAAGCAUCGCCUGAUUACCCGAGUAGUUCUGAUUCGAACUCUUCGCGCUCCGGAAUGCCCAUCGGGCUGCCAGCAACUCCCCGGGCCAUGCGCCAUCCCAAGUACGGAGGCACAGGACAGGAUGAAGAGCAACCUUCCAUCCCAAGCAUGCCAGACACCAAUCUCUUUCUCAGCAAUGCCCGCUAUCAAAGUGACGCGGACAGAAUUGGGCGUUCAAUGUCCGUCCCUGUCCCAGAAACGCAUCAUCCCAACCCACCUAUGAUACCCAACGACGUCCCCAUGCAUCCACGAUUCAACCCCUCCCUCCCACGCAGCCGAUCCAGCAGCCGCAGUCGCAAAAUGGGCCAUCGUCGAACCAGCUCGGGCGGCUAUGUAUCCGGCACCUCACCGAAUGUCCAAGUGAGCAUCGAAGAGACGAUGGAGAACUCCAUGCAAAGAGAUUCAGGGGAGUACGAGACAAUCCCACCUCCCCCUCCACCAUUCCUCCCAGAACUCCAGCAUCUCAACACACCUCCUCCGCCGCCCCCAUUCCCCACAUCCGCAAUGCCAGUCUCGCCCCGUGAAUCCUCUGCAACUAUCGACAUCGCCAUCGACAAUGAAGACUUCGGACGUCUGCUCCCUCGCGCAAUGACUGCUGCCCCAGCGCUGAACGUCAAUACCUAUGGUAAUGAUUCCCGCCAAUCAGGAAGUCGACGCAUGUCCUUCGACCAUCGGCGAAACCGCAGUUCCAACGAAAGCUUCACGAACAAGUUGCGCAACUUGACUCGGAUGCGGAACAACAGUCGCAGUGUUGAGCCUUGGACACAGGCUCACGAUGCCGAGAUGGCUCCGUAUGAAAGCCUGCAGCCGCAUGUCGUUGGAUCGAACUCCAACUACAUUCUGCCGAGUCAGAGCUAUGUCUCGCCGAGUCAAAACUUCGUUUAG